CUUCUCCCCCAAUUGGUGCCUCUGUCUCAAAUGAGAUGAUAAGAUUAUCGCGUGGUUCAUAGAUAAGUUAGCGUGGUUCAGCAGCAGACGUGUAUUAAUUAUUAUCAAGUAUCUGGAUUUACAUUGUGAGUUUUAUUAUAGGACUGUAGUGAUUUGUGAAAUUUAAAUAACUUUGCUCAAAAAUCAUAUAGCGUAAUUAACGCUAAACUGCGUAUUAACGCUGAACUGCGUAUUGACGCAUUAUUUUGCGAAUUAUUCGCAUUGACAGUUGCGUAUUUAACGCAUAUUCAUGCAAUGAGUGAAAACUCUGAGCAUUCGGAAAUGGCUGGUGGCCUUUCGGAAGAAAAAGAGGCUCCAGUGAACCCAUCAAUACUGACAAUGAUGAAGGAAAUGCAAAACAAUAUUGCUUCCUUGGCAUCAUCUGUCGUUGAGUUGAAAAGACGAGGACAGAAACGGAAAGCCGAAAAUCAACCGUGUUCCUCGAAAGAUUUGAGUGAUGUGUCAUCGGAUGAAGAAGAUGAAGAGAAAACUCAGAGGGACGAGUUCGGCGAUUUAGUUGAUGAAGUAGAUGAAGUUGAAGAGUUCGAUAACGACACUAUUUUAGAUGAACUUGCCGAAUGUUUUGGCACAGAAGAAAAAUGUGGCGAGCCGGUUCAUGAAAAACUGGCCAAAGUAACUAGCGAUGGUGUGCGUGCAGUGCUCAAUGCUGAAAAGAUCAAGGAAGUGAGCGAGAAGUAUAAUCGACCACGGAAUGUGCUUAAUCUGUCACCACCUAAGAUUAAUGAAGAAAUUCGAGCACACCUCAGUCGGAAAAUCCGAAAUCAAGACAUCAAACUUCAACGUACCCAGACUCUGGUAGCCAAGGCAAUUGUGCCUCAACUGCAGCAGAUCAAUCUUCUGCUUAAUGCAAAGCAAAAAGGAGAGGGCCCGUCAACGAAGGACCUCACAACCCUGGCAAUGGACGGUCUCAAAUUGAUGACGUACGUCUACUGUGAUCUAUCACAAAGAAGACGAGAGUUCAUUAUCCAACCCGAAAGUAACGACGAAUUCCGGGUGCUAUGCUCAAACGAUUAUCCCGUCACUGACAAACUGUUCGGGGAUGAUCUGGGGAAAAAGGUCGAAGAUAUCACGAAAGCAAAUAAGGUUGGGUCAAAGAUCUCGGGUAGCAGCAACAGACCUGAGAAGAGGAGUUUCCCAAGUCGGAAAUACCAAGGUCAAAGACCCUACAACCAGACCAACAGGCCUCAGCCUUUUUUAGGCCAGCGUUCUUUCCAGGGCUACAAAAAGAAAAUGUACCCAAACAACAAGCUGACGAAGAAAUAAAUCAGGAAGUGUUACCUUCAGAAAAUUCAGAUAGGAUCGGCGCUUCAAAAGAUUUCCACGGACGUAACGGAAGCCAUUGUAAUUGCACCAAUCUGGCCGACACAACAUUGGUUCCCGCAGCUACUACAGAUGGUUUGCAAACAAAGUUACAUAUUACCAAACAUACCGAACUUACUAACUCUUCCAAACGAGCCUCAGAGGAACCACCCGCUGAAGAAAAUGAGACUGGGAGCCUUCCGUGUGUCGGGAAAUCCUUUGAAAGUCGAAGCCUAUCAAAAGACACUCAAGCCAUUUUAUUGUCUUCAUGGAGAGAAUCCACUAAAAAACAAUAUCGGACAUAUAUUGAGAAAUGGAUGUCAUUUUGUUAUAAAAGAAAAAUUAAUAUUUUUGAAGCAAAUGUAGACAGUGUUUUAACAUAUUUGACUGAAUUGUAUAAUGCUGGCUUGGGAUAUAGUUGUAUUAAUACCGCCAGAAGCGCAUUGUCAUCAUUUUUACAAUUAGAAAAUUGUGUAAGUGUCGGGUCUCAUCCCCUUGUACGUAGAUUUAUGAAAGGUGUUUUUAAUCUUAGACCAAGUUUACCAAGAUAUAACGUGACUUGGGAUGUGAAUAUUGUUCUUAAGUUUUUAAAAAAUUUAACACCAAUUUCAUCUUUAUCAUUGUUAAAGUUAUCGCAAAAAUUACUUAUGCUGUUAGCCUUAUUAUCAGGUCAACGAGGCCAGACUCUUCAUUUGAUAGACAUAAGAAACAUACAUUUACAAGAUUCUUGUGUAAAAAUUGUAAUUGGUGACUUGUUGAAAACAUCAGACAAUAAGAAACAUCUGGGUGAAAUUAAUCUGUCCAGAUAUGACGAAGACACCGAUCUCUGUGUUGUGAAUGCAUUAACGCACUACCUGCAGCGUACAGAACACUUGCGUGCCUUAGAGACUAAACUGUUCAUUACGACACAAAGGCCGCACAAACCAGUGUCUCGAGAUACCAUCGGCCGAUGGCUGAAAUCCGUUAUGAAGCAAGCUGGUAUUGAUGUCAGCAUUUUCAAACCUCACAGCACGAGAGCAGCUUCCACCAGCGCCGCAUACGCUAUGCGCAUCCCUGUAGAUACUAUCAUACGGACAGUGGGCUGGUCUAAGGACUCAGUGUUUAGAAAAUUUUACAAGAAACCUGUUAGUCUUGAUGUACAAAUGAGUAAAAAUUUAUUGGAAAACUAUUCGUAGAUAUUAUAUAACAUGUACAUGAAUUGGAUUGUUUUAGAUAAAGUUCAAUGAACUAA
Molecule: messenger RNA, 2590 nt
Organism: Magallana angulata
Lineage: Eukaryota; Metazoa; Mollusca; Bivalvia; Ostreida; Ostreidae
Exons: 2
Coding region: 295-1323 (342 amino acids)
Source: RefSeq, a predicted model, not a curated record